AUGAAGAGUGCGUCAAAUGGCUCAUUGGAAGACGCUAACAGCAAUGUGACCUGGAGCAGCUCCCUGGUCCUGGCACUGGGGGUCCCACAGGUGCUGGUCAAUCUCAUCUCUAUUAUUUGCAAUGCGGUGGUGGUCUUCGGCAUCGCGACGGUCGAACAGCGGCGCCGGCCCAUCAUUGUCCUCUUCCGCAGUCUGGCCUUGUCCGACCUGCUCACUGGCUGCUCCUCACUUUACGUGGCACUGCUGUUCAUCUCGAACCCUGACAACUCCAUCCACGGCUCCCAAGAGCUCCUGGUCGCCUACUCCAUCUUCACCGUCUCCAUCCUGUCCACUGUAUACAACCUGAUCAGUAUCGGGGUGGAGCGCUACCUGACAGUGGCCGACUGCCUGAGGGAACGAGGCCGGCUGUCCGAGCAGCACAUCUGGUUGGCGGCAGGCAGCAGCUGGAUACUGGCCAGCCUACUGGGCAUGCUGCCUCUCAUGGGCUGGAACUGUCUGGGCAAAGAGGCUGCCGCGUCUCGCCUGUACGGUCCCUUCUGCAUUGACUACCUGAUCUUCAUCGCUGCCCCGAACUUUGCGGUGGCUUCCCUCUGCCUGCUGCUCACCUACGUUGCCAUCAUUGUCAUCUUAAGGAGGCAGAGUUCCACCGUGGCUGCACACGCCCACAGCACCAGCUGCUAUAAGGUGGCCGAGGCCCGUGUCACCAAGACAAGCGCCUUCAUCUGGGUCACCACGCUGAUAUCGUACGCCCCCUUCUUCGGAGGGGUCCUUUGGGACGUCCUUGACCACUCUCCUGCCGAGGACAUUCGCAUCGGCGUCUACAUCUUCAGGAACUGCACUGCCAUCAUGAUCACGGCCAACUCUUUGGUCAAUCCCAUCAUCUACACCCACAAGCAGCGAGGACUGGGGUGCAGCAUGAGUUCCCUCAAAGGCUGCCUCCAAAGGAAAACCCGGGAGCGAACGGUAGCGAAUCCUUAG
This is a messenger RNA of Callorhinchus milii (elephant shark), 978 nucleotides long. Its product is annotated as G-protein coupled receptor 6-like. NCBI's taxonomy places the organism in Eukaryota, Metazoa, Chordata, Chondrichthyes, Chimaeriformes, Callorhinchidae. Gene Ontology annotation, biological process: G protein-coupled receptor signaling pathway. The coding region runs from base 1 to 978 and encodes 325 amino acids. Gene Ontology annotation, cellular component: membrane. The transcript has a single exon. The record is from RefSeq and is a predicted model, not a curated record. Gene Ontology annotation, molecular function: G protein-coupled receptor activity.